Molecule: messenger RNA, 2928 nt
Organism: Manihot esculenta (cassava)
Lineage: Eukaryota; Viridiplantae; Streptophyta; Magnoliopsida; Malpighiales; Euphorbiaceae
Product: BTB/POZ domain-containing protein At5g48130
Exons: 4
Coding region: 643-2649 (668 amino acids)
Molecular function (GO): protein binding
Source: RefSeq, a predicted model, not a curated record
AUUUCGUUUGAAACUUUAAGUUACCUAGCUGAAUUACUCUCAAUUAAAUAAGGCCUACUUUCUUUGUAUAUUCUUUUCUAUUUCUGUGAAUCUACCCUAUAAAUGACUCUGUCCAUUGACACACAAAAGGAAAAAACCUUUCUAGUUUUACUUGUUUGUAUAUUUUCCACUUUCAUACAACAGAAUUGUCCCAGAAUAACAUAACUAGUAAACAAAAACUUCAAGAAAGAUGAAAGUGGUAAUUUGUGUAUUGGGGUUGACAGAGGAAUUCUUCAAUCUCUCACCACCACUCGAGGAACGUUGUUGAAGCCUUAAAUUUUGGAUUUUUGAGUUGUUCACCCGUGUGCAUACUGACCUUUGACCAUAUAUAAUAAUAAGAAUAAAUGCAAAGUGUUUGUAGAUUUGCCUGAUCAAACCUCCUCUUUUUGCUCUUUCUUUCAUUCCUUUUCUUUCUUUCCCACUGGUUUUUCUCCAUUCUAGAAACUCAUAUUUCGCAGUUUUACUUCGAUUCUCGAGAUGGGUUUCAUGCAUUUAUGGCCAUUCAAUGAGAGAAUGAAACCAGAAGCAUAUGUUUGUUCUUACAGUAAAAUCUGCAGCUACUGUUAAUAUUUUGUUUUCAUAUCAGUUUCAAGAGCUAUUUUAAUGGAAGCUGCUAGCUCCAAAGAUAGUUCAGUUGCUUCAAGUCCUUUUCCUUCUCCUAACAUUGGAGCCCUGCUAAAGAUUAAGAUCAUUUCAUGGAGUCAAGAGACUGGUCUGCCUGUCACUGUUCGUGUUCGAGUUGGCGACAGAACAUUCAACCUUCACAAGAAUCCUCUCACUUUGAAGAGUGGAUAUUUCAGAAAAAGAUUGAUGGAAACAACUGAGCUUGAACUGCCACAAGAAUUCCCAGGAGGCCCAGAAGCUUUUGAAAUGAUUGCUUUAUUCCUUUAUGGUUCUUCCACACUGAUUGAUCCUUUCAACGUAGCAGCCCUGCGAUGUGCAGCAGAGUUUCUUGAAAUGACAGAAGAGUACUGCUGUGGAAAUCUCUGCGAGCGCUUUGAUCUCUAUUUAAACCAAGUUGUGUUCCAAAGUUGGGAUGAUACAUUGAUUGUUCUUCAGAGGUGUCAAACUCUGGUUCCCUGGUCUGAAGAUCUGCUAAUAGUUGGCCGCUGCAUUGAGUCUUUAGCUUUCAUGGCUUGCAUGGAGAUUCUUGACCCAGAAAGGAGAAGGGACAAGCCAGUUGUUACAUUAGAGUCACUGGCUGAUCAAGCUUGGAGCUGUGAAACAGCCAAGGAGAUAGUGAUCCAUGAUCUCUGGAUCAAAGAUCUCAUUGCCUUACCAUUUGGAUUCUUCCGAAGAAUAAUAGGAUCAUUAAGGAGACAAGGAAUGAAAGAAAAAUAUGUGAGCCCAAUCAUUGUUUUCUAUGCAAACAAAUGGGUACUAUCUAACAAGACAAGACAGUUCUGGGAGAAUUCAGGCAACAGAAUUAGCGACAUUGAUGCUAACAACAAAGUUUCAGUAAUUCUUCAAGGUAUUCUGGAUUUGCUGCCUGUGAGAGAGAAAUCCAGGAGAGUGAUUCCUGUACGAUUUUACUUUGCAUUGCUUUCUAGAUCUUUUGAAGUUGGCUUGAGAAGUGAAAGCAGAGCAAAGUUGCAAGAUCAGAUUGCAACCCAAUUGCAUUUAGCCCAGGCGGAAGAUUUUCUCAUUCCAAAAACUGCAGUAGACUCAAUCUCUUCCAGCAUGGAGUUGGCUACCAUGGAGAGCAUAUUCUCCACAUAUUUAUCACUUACCAAGGCAGCAAAUCAUCCUCUUUCAUCCACCAACUCAAUCAUUGCAGAGUUAUGGGAUACAUAUCUCUCUCGUAUUGCCUCUGAUCCAAAAAUGGAGCCCAGAAGACUCAUGGAACUCAUUGAAACAAUACCCAUUUCUUACCGACACAGCCAUGAUCAACUCUACAGAGCCAUCAACGCCUUCCUGCAGGAACACCCAGAUGUUUCCCAAGAAGAAAAGGGAGCAGUCUGCAAAUAUCUGAACUGCCAAAAGCUCUCACAAGAGGCAUGCAUUGAAGCAGUUCAAAAUGAGCUGAUGCCUUUACGUUUGAUUGUCCAGGCUCUAUUUGUUCAGCAGCUGAAUACCCACCAAGCUUUCAAAGAAUGCUCAGACUCAUUCAGAUAUGCACAAUGUGGUGAGUUCUCUGGCAGCCUCUCAAGCUCAAGGUGUCCCAAUUCCAAAAGCCAGAAUUUAGCUGAGAGUCCAUACAGUGAUGGAGCAGAGCCAGUGAAUAGAACUUUGAGUUUCUUGCUGCAAAACGACAUUGCAGCUCAAAGAUAUGAAUUGUCCAGAAAGGAAUAUGAGUCUACAAGCUUUAGAAUUCAGAACCUUGAACAAGAGCUCUUGUCCUUGAAGAAGAACCUUCAAUUGCAGAGCAGUUCAAAGCCAAUUCCAGCCAAACCACAAAAUAUGAAACCAUAUGGCAUGGAGAGCAGAUCACUGAGCAAGAAGAGGAACCCAUUUGGACAAGUUACAGGCUGCAUCAGUUCUGUGAAUUUUGCUUCACAAAGAAGGUAUGCUAAUAGACUGCUGAAGGUCUUUCGCCGGAUUACCCUGUUCGGAAGUAGAAAAUCAAAGAGAAAGCCGGCCGCCUCCGGCCAGUUGGUCAAAUCGGUGUAGCAGAAGAAAUAAUAUAUGAAAAUUUCAUGGCAUGCUGAUUCCAAACAAAUAUUAUAAACUGAAGCCAAUGCCUUGCAAGAGUGAAGAAGAGAGAUCAUUCAAGGAAGUAAGAUGUGAAGUCAUUGUGUGGAAGAAGCCAUUACUUCAAUUUUGAAUGGUAAUUUGACCAAAAUAAUGUUGAAUUCUAGUAUAAAGUUUAUGAUUUGUGUUCAACUUAAUUUAUUAGUAUGUAAUUUUUUAGAAUAUUUUGUAUAAAUUAAAGUCUUUAGCUUUUAUGUC